AUGGCAGGGACGGUGACUGUGCCUGGAUCGUCGGUGCCAUCGACGCCGCUGCUCAAGGACGAGCUGGACAUCGUGAUCCCGACCAUCCGCAAUCUCGACUUCCUUGAGAUGUGGCGCCCCUUCUUCCAGCCGUACCACCUCAUCAUCGUCCAGGACGGCGACCCCAGCAAGGUCAUCAAGGUUCCCGAGGGCUUCGACUACGAGCUUUACAACCGCAACGACAUCAAUCGCAUUCUCGGCCCCAAGGCCUCAUGCAUCUCCUUCAAGGACUCCGCGUGCCGCUGCUUCGGCUACAUGGUCUCGAAGAAGAAGUACGUCUUCACCAUCGACGACGACUGCUUCGUGGCCAAGGACCCAUCUGGCAAAGACAUCAAUGCUCUUGAGCAGCACAUCAAGAACCUCCUCAGCCCGUCCACCCCGUUUUUCUUCAACACCUUGUAUGACCCCUACCGUGAAGGUGCGGACUUUGUCCGUGGAUACCCCUUCAGCCUUAGGGAGGGUGCCCCCACCGCGGUCUCUCAUGGCCUUUGGCUGAACAUCCCUGACUACGAUGCACCCACACAGAUGGUCAAGCCUCGUGAGAGGAACAGCAGGUAUGUUGAUGCCGUCCUGACUAUUCCCAAGGGAACACUGUUCCCCAUGUGUGGCAUGAACCUUGCCUUUGACCGUCAGCUCAUUGGCCCUGCAAUGUACUUUGGCCUCAUGGGUGAUGGCCAGCCUAUUGGUCGCUACGAUGAUAUGUGGGCUGGAUGGUGCGUAAAGGUAUUCAUCUGCGACCACUUGAGCCUUGGAGUGAAGACUGGCCUGCCAUACCUGUGGCACAGCAAGGCUAGCAACCCAUUUGUCAACUUGAAGAAAGAGUACAAGGGCAUCUUCUGGCAGGAGGACAUCAUCCCCUUCUUCCAGAACGCCACUCUCCCCAAGGAGUGUGACACAGUCCAGAAGUGCUACAUCUCACUCUCGGAGCAGGUCAAGGAGAAGCUUGGCAAGAUUGACCCUUACUUCGUGAAGCUUGCUGAUGCCAUGGUCACCUGGAUCGAGGCCUGGGACGAGCUGAACCCAUCUGAUGCUGUCGUUGCUUCUGGGAACGGCAAGGCAGCAGCCAAGUAG
Molecule: messenger RNA, 1110 nt
Organism: Triticum turgidum subsp. durum (durum wheat)
Lineage: Eukaryota; Viridiplantae; Streptophyta; Magnoliopsida; Poales; Poaceae
Source: the annotation of a GenBank genome assembly